Saxophila tyrrhenica is the source of this 1017-nucleotide messenger RNA. RefSeq lists its product as uncharacterized. The record is from RefSeq and is a predicted model, not a curated record. Gene Ontology annotation, biological process: DNA catabolic process. NCBI's taxonomy places the organism in Eukaryota, Fungi, Ascomycota, Dothideomycetes, Mycosphaerellales, Extremaceae. The transcript has a single exon. Bases 1 to 1017 code for a protein of 338 amino acids. Gene Ontology annotation, molecular function: endonuclease activity; nucleic acid binding.
AUGCACCCCCUCAUCCUCCUCCCCCUCGCCGCACUCCCCAGCACCACAUAUGCCUGGGGCAGCUUAGGCCACAAGACCGUCGCCUUCAUCGCCCAGAACCUCAUCGCCAACACCACCGUCCACUGGGCCCAAGACAUUCUCGGCAACUCCAACACCACCUAUCUAGCCAGCAUCGCAACCUGGGCCGACAGCUACCGCUACACCGACGAAGGCGACUUUACUUCGCCCUUCCACUACAUCGACGCUGAGGACAAUCCGCCCGAGUCGUGUAAUGUGGAUUAUGAGCGGGAUUGUGGAGAAGAAGGAUGUGUCGUUAGCGCUAUAGCGAAUUACACCGCUCGUGUACAGCAGUCGGAACUAGGAGAGCAAGAGGUGGAUUACGCCUUGCGCUUCCUCGUCCAUUUCCUCGGCGACAUCACCCAACCCCUCCACGACGAGGCCCUAGCCCUCGGCGGCAACGACAUCGACGUGACCUUUGACGGCGACGAAACAAACCUACACUCUGUCUGGGACACCUCUAUCCCCGAAGAACUAGUCGGCGGCUACGACCUCGCUGACGCCGAAGCCUGGGCCGCGAACCUCACAAACUCGAUCCGCAACGGCAGCUUCGCUGCGCAGAGUAAGUCCUGGCUCAAGGGGUUGGACAUCGAGGAUCCGAAAGCGAGCGCGAUGGUCUGGGCUAGGGACGGGAAUAGCUACGUCUGCAGCACCGUGCUGCCGGACGGGACAGAUCCUUUAGAAGGCGAAGAUCUGUACCCAGAGUACUACGAGGGCGCGGUCGAUGUCGUGAAGCUGCAGAUUGCGAAGGGCGGGGUUAGAUUAGCGGCGUGGUUGGACGCGUUGGCGGAGAAGGCCGAGGUGGGGAAGAGGGCGAGGCAUUGGAAGAUUGGGACGCAGGGGGUGAGGUUGGAGCAGGAUUUGAGUGGGAGGCAGUUGUUGCCGGAGAAGAGGGGGGUGAAGAGUGCGGCGAAGAUGAGGAGGGAGGCGGUGGGCUGGGGGUGUGGGCAUCAGCAUUAG